CAUGCUUCCAUGCUUCCUCAUGCGACACAACUUGGAGGCUCCGUUGUGCCAAGAGAGCGCAACGUCGUGGGCGACCGCCUCGCUACACCGGUAGCGGCGCCCCCAAACAGCUCCCGGGGCCCCGGUGCCGCGGUGGCCGCGGCAACCGCAGCGACCGCCGUGUCGGCCCUGCGGCCGAAACGGCGCCGGGACCGCCGGGACCGGGCGUGGCGUCGCAGCGUGGCGACGACGAACGAGACGAAUGCCUCGGUGACGUCCUCCGCGUCAGCGUCCAGAUUUUCCACCAAGGAGUCAGUGAUUGUCACUGACCUCAUUGCGCAGAGUUUCAUCAAGAUCUUUAACAAUGCUUUUUUAAACACCAUUGAACGGGUGAGGCAACCGCAUUUGAUCAACGUGCUGAAAAACUUGAAGACCUUCGCGGCUCGUGUGCCACCGAAAUAUCGUGGCAGUAUCGAGAAAGCCUUGAGGACGGAGGGCUUCCUGUCUUUUCUGUUGUCGAGAGCUGCGGUGAGCUUGCUUUGCGCCAAGGCCACCUUGCGCCCCUCGCAGACCAAGCUGGGGCGCGAGCACGAGGAGUUGGCCACCGUGGUGGAGGAGUUGUACAUUGCGGCCUUGUUACAUGCAGAAGAUCAGUGGGACUUGGAAUUGAAAGCCGAUGGGAAGACCUUCAUGGCAGUGGCUGCAUCUUUUGUGAAGCACUUGGCGGAUCCUGCACCCUUGAAGACUGCCAACAUCCAGGCUGCUCUCCUGGGGCUGGACGCCAAUCCGCUCAUUUGGACGCGCUAUGGGCUCGACCUGUUGGGCAUCUCCUUGAACAGUAUCUCCAUCGGAGGUUAUGACACCGCGGCACAGACAGAGCCCAAGGAUCGCCGAAAGGUGUCUCUGCUAGGUGGUGAUUCGCUCUACGCCACGGCUCAAUGGGCCAUGGCCAAGCUGGACUCGCGCGCGUGUCGCAAGCUGGUUGCCGACACCAUUGCCUCAUAUAGUGAUGGGCAGCUGCGGAAACGCGAGUUGCUUUGGAAUUUGGACCUGACUGUGAAGCAGUACCUGGAGAUUGAGAAGGUCGCCGGUGUGGCGGCCUUCUUCGGCGCCUCCACCGCCUGCGCAGCCUUCGUGAACAAAGUGAGCGACGGCAUCGCGCAGCAACUGGCGGAGUUUGGGGCAGAUCUGGGGUUGGUGGUGUCGCUACUCAAGGAUGUCCGAACCGUGGGCAUGCAGACAGCGUUGAAGUUGGGACGCAUUUCGGCUCCGAUCAUCUUUGCCAUGCAGAGGGAUCAGCGACUCAAGGAGUUGCUUGCCACGCGUUUGACCAACAAGGAGGAUUUCGAAGAAGCAUUGCGGCGAGUGAAGGAGUAUGGCAUGAUGCCGACCAUUCAUUUAGUGAACAAACUUGGCGCCCGAGCCGCGGCGCGUUUGGAGUGCCUGGAGGAGAGCGAGGAGAAGGAAGCGCUGUUAACCUUGGUCCGGGGCGUGGCCUGUCUGCACCUGAUGGAGGAUGGCAACGUGUCCUCCGACGACCUGUCCUCGGAGGACUUCGGUGAUCCUGAGAGUCGCGUCUUCGAUAUGAAGGUGGCCAACUUGAGGCUUCGGGCUCAGUUGCAACGAGUGCAUAGUAGCGAACAACGCUCCAAGAACAGGUUGGAGUCCAUUCAGGCCAUUGCACGAGGGGAUGAUGUCACCUUAUCCUCGCGUCGUCGUACGCCAAAGGGCCUGGGCCUGGAGUUUGAUUCGGAGGAGGUGGAGUGGCUGAUCCUGAGAGGCUUGGAGCGGAGGACGCCGUUGCCGCAGCAGUUGGACUUGAACCACCUGCUCUCCUGUGUGACGGAGGGUCGAGACGAAGUUCAGAAACGCCUUCUGGCACUCAGAGAAGCUGCUCAAAGCACCAAGCUGAAGAAUGCCAUCACGGAAGUGUUUAGCAGUGGUGGCAAGAGACUGCGACCUGCCCUGUGUUUGCUGGUGCAUUCCAUGCUGAAGACCGAGGGUUCUGCUGAUGCUGAUGCUGCUUACGAAAAAGUGAUCGUCCUGGCCACUUCCAUUGAGAUCAUUCACACCGCAUCCUUGGUGCACGAUGACAUUUUGGAUGAUGCGGAUCAGCGACGCCAGCAGCAGACCAUGCACCGGAUCUUCGGUCCUGAUGUGGCGGUGUUGAGUGGCGACUUUCUCUUUGCCCAUGCCUCUGGGCUCAUCGAAUCCCUCGAGGAUGAUGAUGUCACACGAUUGGUUUCCUUGGUCAUUGAAGAGUUCGGCUAUGGAGAGCUCUCACAAAGCGCCAAGCGCUUUGACGCCUCUGUGUCGCUCUUCAACUACCUGAAGAAGAGUUUUUACAAAACUGCCUCCUUGUUGGCUGCCGCGUGCAGAGCUUCAGCCGUUCUGACGGGCCUCCGCUGUGAAGUCUGCGACGUCCUCUACACGUAUGGCUUCUACUUGGGCUUAGCCUUUCAGAUUGCCGACGAUGUCUUGGACUUCACCGGCGGUGAGGAGUUAGGCAAACCCAUCGGCCAAGACCUCGCUGAAGGCAAUCUGACAGCGCCUGUCAUCCUGUGCUUGCAAGGCAGCGAGGAGUUGGGCUUGGCAGCCUCAGUGGACAGCAGCGAGCUAGCAAGGUUGAUCCAAAGACGCUUCUCGGGCCAUGGAGAUUUAGAGCGGUCCCUGCAGAUCAUCAAUGAGAGUGGCGGCGUGGACCGAGCCUACGCCUUGGCAGAGAAGAUGGCCAACAAGGCUUUGGAGGCCUUAACCUUGGUCGCGCCCACCGAGUCGGAGGCCCGCCGCGCCCUGGCCGGGCUCUGUAGGUGGGCUGUGAGACGCUCGAACUGAUGUGGAGCGCGCUCCCUGAUGCAUGUGAUUUGCGGUUGCCGCUGCGGGCACUGGCAAUAUGUCGACCUUCCAGCCAGG
Messenger RNA from Cladocopium goreaui, 2892 nucleotides. NCBI's taxonomy places the organism in Eukaryota, Dinophyceae, Suessiales, Symbiodiniaceae. The record is from the annotation of a GenBank genome assembly.